Molecule: messenger RNA, 1326 nt
Organism: Geodia barretti
Lineage: Eukaryota; Metazoa; Porifera; Demospongiae; Tetractinellida; Geodiidae
Source: the annotation of a GenBank genome assembly
AUGCCCCGGGCGGUGGCCCUGCCUUCCAACGCCGAUCAGGUAAGCCAGGUACUGGCCCUUGCCUACCGCGAGGGCGUGCCCGUGGCGGGACGGGGGUCGGGCACCGGUCUCAGCGGCGGAGCGCUGGCGGCCCCGGGUGGCAUCCAGAUAGCCUUUCCCCGAAUGAACCACAUCCUUGAGGUGGACACUGAGAACCGCACCGCCACCAUCGAGCCUGGAGUGAUAAACCUGGACCUGGACACCCAUGUCCGCAAGUUUGGCAUGCGCUACGCUCCUGACCCCUCCAGCCAGAAGGCUUGCAGCCUGGGCGGCAACAUCGCCGAGAAUGCCGGUGGGCCGCACUGCCUGGCCUACGGCACUACCACCAACCACGUCCUGGGCAUGGAAGUGGCCCUUGAGGAUGGCACCGUGGUCCAGUUGGGCGGCCAGUCCCGGGAAGUGCCUGGGUAUGACCUGCGGGGUGUCUUUGUAGGCUCCGAGGGGACAUUUGGAAUCGCAACCAAGAUCACGGUACGGUUGCUGCCCCUUCCUGAAACAGUCAAGACCUUUUUGGGCAUUUUCCCCGAUAUUGAAUCGGCCUGCAGCGGGGUUUCGGCGGUCAUAGGUCACGGCAUUGUUCCGGCGGCCCUGGAGAUGAUUGACGCCCUGAGCAUCCGGGCCGUGCAGAAUGUCACCGACGCAGGCUAUCCGGAAGACGCGGGGGCCGUGCUCCUCAUCGAGCUUGAAGGUUUGUGGGAAGAAGUGGAUGAAGUCAGCCGGGAAGUGGAGUCUGCCCUUUGGGAGACCGGCGCCAGCGAUGUUCGGAUUGCGGAAGAGGACAGCGAACGAGAGCGCCUCUGGCUGGGCCGGAAGACGGCUUUUGGCGCCUUUGGGACCAUAGCUCCUAACUACUACCUGGUGGACGGCGUGGUGCCUCGUACUCGCCUGACCCAGGUUCUGCGGAAGGUGUCUGAGGUGUCAGAGAAGUACGGCAUCAUCAUUGCCAAUGUCUUUCACGCCGGCGACGGCAACCUGCAUCCCUGCAUGCUGUUCGACGAACGGGAACCUGGAGUCAAGGAAAAGGCCAUGGCCGGCGCCUCGGAGUUGAUGGAAUACUGCGUGGAAAUGGGCGGCAGCCUCAGCGGCGAGCACGGCAUUGGCCUGGAAAAGAAGCAGUUUAUGCCCCUCGUAUACACGGAACAGGACAUGGCAACAAUGAAACUGGUCCGCGACUCCUUCGCCCCCGCCAACCGCCUCAAUCCGGGCAAGAUUUUCCCUGACGGCGAAGAAUUCGAGCCUGCCGUGCAAGCAACGCCGCGGCAAGCUGACCCGGGCAUGUAUGUUUAG